AUGUCCUACGCAGAAGCCGCGGCCAAAGGCCCUAAACAGACACCAGAGGAGUUUCUUCGCGCCCCUAAUCCACCUCGAACCUAUCUGAGUGAAACAGCGGACAGCACAGCCUCCCUAGUCGACGUCGACUCUCCGCAUGUGGUCUCAGUGGACUCCGAUUUCCUCAACCAGGAAGUGAAGACCACUACUCAGGCUGAUCGCUUAGAAAGAGAGGCACAGGAGAAAGAGGAACGGAAAGAACAGAGAAAGGCCGAGAAGGCGAAAGCGAAGGCUGCGCGCGCCGGCCAUGUCGCCAAGCGCAACCCUGUCAUCCUUGGGAAUGCUGUGCUGUAUGCCCUUGUCGGUGCCGCGCUUGGAUAUGGCGCAUACAGAAAGCAUGCCGAAGGCAAGCUGUCGUUGAAGCUUGUUGGAACAUGGACUGGUAUUGUCGGAGCCUUCAGUACGGUCGAUUACUUUGUUAGCAAGUAA
Messenger RNA from Aspergillus fumigatus Af293, 468 nucleotides. RefSeq lists its product as uncharacterized. Gene Ontology annotation, molecular function: nascent polypeptide-associated complex binding. The transcript is spliced from 3 exons. NCBI's taxonomy places the organism in Eukaryota, Fungi, Ascomycota, Eurotiomycetes, Eurotiales, Aspergillaceae. Gene Ontology annotation, cellular component: mitochondrial outer membrane. The coding region runs from base 1 to 468 and encodes 155 amino acids. The record is from RefSeq and is a predicted model, not a curated record.